AUGUCGAAUAAGCCAAGUCGUCAUGUUAAAGAUCGAGGACUUAUGCACUCCCUGAAUACACGACCAGCGCAGUAUAAAAGCUUGUCUCAAAUGAACUCUUCCAAACCUCGUAAGGUACUUGCCAACUGCUCUGUGAGCUGUUUGAUUCUCGAGGAUGGGCCAGCCCCCGGCACGGAAAAAGUAUUCAAGGCAAUUUUGCACUUGAGCCCAACAGCAAUUGAUAUAACUUGGGAUCACAAACGUCUUCUAUCCUUUUGGGCUGAUUUGUCUUCCGUCGAACAGAACAUUCCUCACGAAGAUUAUCUGCUACGAGGCAACCGGCCGGCGCCCAUAAGGAUUCGGUUUGAGGAUAAAAACGACAAAGUUCUUUUUUUGAACUAUGCGCGUAAAAAGGAUAAACUGCGAUCCUCAUUUUCGAGUUUAUCCAGCGUUGAAAGCCCGGCAAAGCUCAAGCUCAUCGGAUCCAAGACCCCUAUUUCUACUCUUGAUCAACCUGAAAUCGAAAAAGAGGAUCCUAACAGGAAAAGCUCGAGUAAGAAUGAUAGUCCACAAACUAAUGAAGAGCACUAUUCUGGCAACUCGUUUUCAAACUCGCCGGAGAGGGCCAAACCAAAACGACCUCGUCUGGUUGUGGACUAUGCUGCUGAGGACUCUUUGGACGAGCUCGGCAUGGAUCCUGCUGAGGAACCUACUGAGGAAUCAAUUGCCGACCUUAAAAAAAGAGGCAUUAACGGCGCCAGUUAUACAAGUGUCUCCGAGCGUCGGGCUAUAAAGUUGGCAGCAUCCGACGUCGGACGACUUCUCCCCAGGUACUAUUUGAACGAUAAUCUCAUCAACUUCUUUUCGAGAGUUUUCAUGGAUGAAUAUGGCAAUCAAGACAGCAAGUUCAGUACCCAUGUGUUCAGCACGUAUUUCUACAGCCAAGCUAAGAAGGCCUCUGGGUUGGAUCGGAUGGCGUCGUGGCUAAGCAAAGUGCCGUUAGACAAAAGCAUAUAUCUCAUUCCCAUUCACGGUGCUUACCAUUGGACUCUGGCUGCAGUGAUUGGAUUUGAUACUAUUUUGGAGGGAAACACUCUGUCGUUAAUUCUAUCAGACUCGCUGGGUGUGGCCAAUAUCAAAGCAAGAGGCAUUAAACCGGUUGUCAAAGAUAUUUUCAGAAAACUCUUUGAGCUGAAAUACCCUAACGAGGUAUUUCAGCCGAAAAUUUGUACUAUCAUUGCAAAGACACCCUCCCAAUCAAACAGUGUCGAUUGCGGGGUGUUUAUUCUUGACUAUGUCACUGAUAUUCUUCGUGACCCCAAGCGAUUUGUUGAAGAAGUCAAUAAGAAAAGAAGCCUACUAGAGCUGGAUUGGGACGAUAUUUCCACCAAUUCCGACUAUGGCGACCGCGAAAAGUACCUGAGCAUCGUGCAAAAGUAUGCCACUUCUGAAGAAGAGCUGAAGGUAGCUGCCAGCUCGGAGAUUGGCAGCCCGCUAGAUAUUGAGGAAGUCAAAGUCUCAAAAGUGAAAAGAAACCGCCGUAUUUGA
Molecule: messenger RNA, 1527 nt
Organism: Wickerhamiella sorbophila
Lineage: Eukaryota; Fungi; Ascomycota; Dipodascomycetes; Dipodascales; Trichomonascaceae
Product: Ubiquitin-like-specific protease 1D
Exons: 1
Coding region: 1-1527 (508 amino acids)
Biological process (GO): proteolysis
Molecular function (GO): cysteine-type peptidase activity
Source: RefSeq, a predicted model, not a curated record